AUGGCCGCCUCAGGUGGAAGCCGCUGGGAAUGGGAGCCGGUGGUCCGCAGCGACCUCUUGGCUCGGGGCUUCCAUUCCUGCAACGUGGUGCAAGGAAAGCUCCUGAUCUUUGGGGGGCUGAAGACCCAGGACACUCAGGAGCCCCCCAUGGGAGACGUGGUGACCUUUGACCCAUCCACCCAGACGGUGCACACGCUUGCUCCGGAACACGGCUACCAUCGCAGUCACCACGAGGCGGUGGUGCUGGGCGACCGCUUGCUGUGUGUGGUAGGUGGAUGGGAUGGAUCCCACAGGGUCUCGGAUGUCUGCAGUUUCGAUGCGGAGCAGAAGCAGUGGGAAGGCUGGACAGCCAGAACAUCUGAGACCCCCGUGGGGCUGAGUAGCCAUACCUGCACCCAGCUGACAGAGCAUGAAUUGCUGGUGGUGGGCCGGGAGGGUGGCCUACGCACCCAGCGGCGUUAUGCCAGCAUCUUCACGUUGCACCUGCAGCCUAGCAACAAGACGUACUGGUACAAAGAGGAGGAAUCACGGACAGCCUCUCGAGCCGGCCACUCUGCCAUGCUGCUGCAGGACUAUGGCCCACGCGGGAAAAGCAGCGGCUACAAACUCCUGGUCUUUGGAGGGCGCGAUUCUGCGGACUGUGACAUGGCCGGACAUUGGAGCAAAGGGAAGCUCCACGUCGAGUCCGCCCAGGCCCUGGAGCUGACCGAGCAGCUCUCUCGCUUGGUGGGCACUGAAAGGGGGUCACAGCAGGGCCCCAAAGGCCUGAGGCACCAUUCCUGCACGGUGGUCGGGCCCUUUGCGAUCAUUUUUGGGGGAGAGACCUUGGCGAGGGGCCGAGACGCCGUCUGCAAUGAUCUUUAUAUCUAUGAUGCCAGAGCGUCACCAGCAAACUGGUUCCACUUCCCUUCUUCUACCCACGUGCAGAAGAGAUGCGGCCACCGAACGUGCCUCUGGGACGACAAGCUCUACCUGGUGGGAGGGUUUGGAGCCGAUGGGAAGACCCCUUGUCCGGAGAUCUGCAGCUUAAAGAUCUUGCCAUGAAACUGAGGAUUUUGCUGACCAGCUGGGACCACCAAAUGCUUCUCC
This is a messenger RNA of Protobothrops mucrosquamatus (brown spotted pit viper), 1089 nucleotides long. It is a transcript of the gene KLHDC9, whose product is annotated as kelch domain containing 9. Bases 1 to 1044 code for a protein of 347 amino acids. The transcript has 4 exons. Gene Ontology annotation, molecular function: cyclin binding. The record is from RefSeq and is a predicted model, not a curated record. Lineage: Eukaryota; Metazoa; Chordata; Lepidosauria; Squamata; Viperidae.